This is a messenger RNA of Fomitiporia mediterranea MF3/22, 753 nucleotides long. Its product is annotated as NAD-binding protein. Gene Ontology annotation, molecular function: oxidoreductase activity. The transcript is spliced from 8 exons. Bases 1 to 753 code for a protein of 250 amino acids. The record is from RefSeq and is a predicted model, not a curated record. Lineage: Eukaryota; Fungi; Basidiomycota; Agaricomycetes; Hymenochaetales; Hymenochaetaceae.
AUGGUGGAGUCAUUCGUCCCAGACGUCCCAUUCAGCAGCUAUACGCCGAGGGUCGCAAUCGUCACUGGUGGCUCUCAGGGCAUCGGAUAUGCUAUUGCGAAAAGGCUUGCGGAUGAUGGAAUUGAUGUUGCUAUUAACGAUGUACGCUCAAAGCAACAACAGAUUGACGCAGUUGUAGAAGAAAUCAUAAAGAAAGGCCGACGUGCAAUCGCUGUACCAGGAGAUGUGUCCUCCGAAGCGGACGUCAUAUCUAUAGUUGAGAAGACGGCGAGUGAACUAGGAGGUGUGGAUAUCAUGGUCGCAAAUGCAGGGAUUGGCACGUUCAAGUCCAUCCUGGACACCACACUUGAGAAGUUCGAAGAGAUUCACGCCGUCAACAACCGUGGGGUCUUCUUAUGCCUUAAAUAUGCUGCAGCACAGAUGGUCAAGCAGGGUCGUGGCGGAAGACUAAUAGCUGCAAGCUCGGUAGUCGGAAAGACAGGAAGUCUCGGUUUUGCGGCUUACUGUGCUUCAAAAUUUGCUGUGCGAGGCAUAACGCAAUCCGCCUCUGCAGAUCUACGCAAAUAUGGAAUUACGGUCAAUACAUAUGCGCCCGGUGUCAUUCGUACUGCUAUGUUGUCUGGACCCGAUGACGAAUCCAUUAAAACGUUGUCUGCAAAUCCAAUAUUCGGCGAACCCGAGACAGUUGCCAGUCUGGUCGCGUACUAUGCUAGACCUGAAUCCUAUUUCAUAAAUGGUAUUCACUUCCGUUAA